Cephus cinctus (wheat stem sawfly) is the source of this 790-nucleotide messenger RNA. RefSeq lists its product as uncharacterized. The transcript has 3 exons. Lineage: Eukaryota; Metazoa; Arthropoda; Insecta; Hymenoptera; Cephidae. The coding region runs from base 47 to 667 and encodes 206 amino acids. The record is from RefSeq and is a predicted model, not a curated record.
AAUGGAUUGCUUUGAUCAUUAAUAAAAAAAGAAAUUAGUCGCCAAGAUGAUGUUAGAACCGUUAUUGGUGUUAACGGUAUUAAAUUGUUUUUUCAUGUUCAGUUCCACGGUGACCACAUGUGCUUUGUGUACAUAUUUCAAUAGGUGGCAGGGCAGAAAGCAUCGUUGUUAUCAUGGCAAUGCUGCAUUUUCACAUUCGCAAAUUAAAAAAUCAAGGAGUCAUUCCUGCAUUCCGAAAAAGUCUGUCAGAUCACAUAUUGAUAAGAUAAUCAGUUUUAUUGGGACUGAUCAUUCGACAAUGGGGACUAACAAGGCAGGGAAGCAGAGAUUCAAAAAUAUUUCCAAGCACAUGGACAAAUCGAAAAUGAAGAGGGAGUUAGCGAAGCAUCAUGGGGUGUCCAAAACAUCGAGUACGAAAUGUUUUGUUAAAUGUAUUAAAGAAGAAGCUAAUCAAACAAACAGACUGUUAAGCGAUCGCGAACCUAGAUCGAAAGUCGUAAUGGAAGUGGCGACUGUUCAAAAAGUUCAAAUUUAUGAUAAAGACUUAAACGAACCUGUAGUAUCGUCGAUGAAAAAUGUGUCAUCGUACACAGACUUAUUUGGGCAGAAGAAAUGCUAUAAAUCUGCACAAAAAACAAGAGCAGCCAAAUCGUCGGAAAACAUAUGAAAAAUAAUACAAUAGGAAAAUUCUUAUUAGCUAUUUCAAUCGUUCAUAAUUCAGUGCAUGAAGAUUAUUCUAAUUGUGAAAUGAUUUAAAUUAUUAUCUCUAUAAAGAACAAAAUUUGCAUCA